CUGCCCGCCGCCCAUCGGCCCUUCCGCCUCAUUCAGCCGCGCCGCGGAGCGGGACAGGCACGGGCCAUGGAUCGGACAGCGGGCAAGGAGCUCGCCCUGGCGCCGCUGCAGGACUGGGGCGAGGAGACCGAGGACGGAGCGGUGUACAGCGUCUCGCUGCGUCGGCAGCUCAGUCAGCGCCUGAGCCGGGGGACGGGGCCCGCGGGCAGCCAGGCCCCCCGCCCCGCUGCGGACGCCUUCGUCCACUACCGCACGAGCAAGGUGCGGGCGCUGAGGGCGGCGAGGCUGGAGCGGCUGGUGCGGGAACUGGUGUCUGGAGACCGCGAGCAGGACCCCGGCUUCGUGCCUGCCUUCCUGGCCACUCACAGGGCUUUUGUGUCCACUGCCCGCGUGCUGGGCCUUCUCCUGCCGCCACCGCCACCGCCCUUGCCUCCAGGGAUAGAGAUCGAGAAGACAGAGGGAGGAGGUCUGCGUGUCAACAAGAACUUAAGGGCUGUGGUAUCCGUGCUGGGCUCCUGGCUUCGGGAUCACCCUCAGGAUUUCCGGGAUCCCCCUACCCACCCGGACCUAGGCAGCGUCUGCACCUUUCUGGGCUGGGCGGCCCCAGCAGGGCCAGAGGCCCAGGAGGCAGAGAAGCUGCUAGGAGAUUUCCUGGAGGAGGCUGAGCAAAAGCAGGAAGAGGAGCAGCCUGAGUCACGGACAGGACCUCCUGGCGCUGCCCAGACCCCUCGCCCCGACUCCCCAGAAGGCUGCUGGGAAGAGGAGGAAGGACCGGCGCGGGAAGGCCCUGAGCUCCUAGACUUUGGCGUAGAUGACGUGGCUGAACAGCUGACCCUGAUGGAUGUGGAGCUCUUUUCAAAGGUGCGGCCCUGCGAGUGCCUGGGCUCCGUGUGGUCACAGCGGGACCGUCCAGGGGCCACAAGCACUGCCCCCACUGUGCGUGCCACUGUGACCCAGUUCAACAUGGUGAUCGGUUGCAUCCUGGGCUCGGUGCUGGGAGAGCAGGGCCUGGCCGCCCCGCAGAGGGCCCAGCGGCUGGAGAAGUGGAUCCGAAUUGCCCAGCGCUGCCGGGAACUGCGGAACUUCUCCUCCCUGCGCGCGAUCCUGUCCGCCCUGCAGUCGAACCCCAUAUACAGGCUCAAGCGGAGCUGGGGCGCCGUCAGCCGGGAACGGUUAUCCACUUUCAGAAAACUUUCGCAGAUUUUCUCCGACGAGAACAACCACCUCAGUAGUAGAGAGAUGCUUUCCCAGGAGGAGGCCGCUGAGGGCCCCCAAGAGGAGGACACCAUCCUAGGAAGCCUGCCCUCAAAACUGCCCCCGGGCCCUGUCCCCUACCUUGGCACCUUUCUCACGGACCUGGUUAUGCUGGACACAGCCCUGCCGGAUAUGCUGGAGGGGGAUCUCAUCAACUUUGAGAAGAGGAGGAAGGAGUGGGAGAUCCUGGCCCACAUCCAGCAGCUGCAGAAGCGGUGUCGGAGCUACUGCCUGAGUCCCCGUGCACCUGUCCUGGCUGCCCUGCGUGACCAGCGCCAGCUCAGCGAGGAGCAGAGCUACCGUGUCUCCCGUGUCAUUGAGCCACCCGCUGCCUCCUGCCCCAGCUCCCCACGUAUCCGGCGGCGAAUCAGCCUCACCAAGCGCCUCAGUGCAAAGCUGUCCCGAGAGAGGGGCUCAUCCCCUGGUGGGAGUCCUGGGGACCCCUCAUCUCCUGCCUCCAGUCUGUCCCCAGGGUCCCCCCCAUCUAGUCCUAGAAGCAGAGACCCUCCUCCAGGCAGUCCCCCGGCCUCUCCAGGGCCCCAGGGCCCCAGCACCAAGCUGCCCUUGAACCUGGACCCGCCAGGCCCCCGCCCCUCGACUCUGCCCCUGAGCAGCUCUCACAUCUCCUUACCGGGGCAGCAGGGAUCAGAGGCUCGAGUCAUCAGAGUCAGCAUUGACAAUGACCACGGGAACCUGUAUCGGAGCAUCUUGCUCACGAGCCAGGACAAGGCCCCCAGUGUGGUGCAACGAGCCCUACAAAAGCACAAUGUGGCCCAGCCCUGUGCACGUGACUACCAGCUCUUCCAAGUCCUUCCCGGGGACCGGGAGCUCCUGAUCCCGGACAAUGCCAAUGUCUUCUAUGCAAUGAGUCCAGCCACCCCUGGAGACUUUGUGCUGCGGCGGAAGGAGGGGGCCCGGCCCACAACCACAGUCUCCUUACCCUGAGGGGGCCCUCUUCUCCCUCUAGGACGCAGGCCCCACCAGCAGCUUGGGGCCUGGCUUCUGUCACUAUGGGAGAGGGGAGAGGGCUCCUCUCCCAGAAAGGUCCCAUUCUCCAGCAGAGCCCACUGUGCUCUGUAACCCAUGACCCCACCCCUGCCCCCAACUUCAACCCAUUGGACACCAUCUCUCUGACCCCCUUGGCACCGGAUCCUUAUUCCAAAGCCCAGCCCACAGGUGAAGAGCUUCACCCUGUAAACAGAGAAAGCUGGUAGGGCGCUGGGAGGUGGGGUGGGGUGGGGGGUGCAGUCAGACCCUUCCCCUGAGAAAUCUUGUAACUGAUGGAGACAUAUCAGAACUGAUAGAAGUGGAUUGUCCUGAGUGAUGAAGAUGAAGCAGGAGGUCUGUCUUGUCUGUUCUGACCUUGUGCCUCAUGCUCUCUCUCAAGAUAGAAAUUAAAAACCAAAAAUAAGGGGCCACCUGGGUGGCUCAGUGGUUGAGCAUCUGCCUUUGGUUCAGGUCAUGAUUCUGGGGUCCUGGGAUCAAGUCCCACAUCAGGCUCCCCACAGGAAGCCUGCUUCUCCUUCUGCCUGUGUCUCAGCCUUUCUCUCUGUGUCUCUCAUGAAUAAAUAAAAUUUUUUA
Molecule: messenger RNA, 2835 nt
Organism: Nyctereutes procyonoides (raccoon dog)
Lineage: Eukaryota; Metazoa; Chordata; Mammalia; Carnivora; Canidae
Gene: RGL3
Product: ral guanine nucleotide dissociation stimulator like 3
Exons: 19
Coding region: 67-2199 (710 amino acids)
Biological process (GO): positive regulation of GTPase activity; Ras protein signal transduction
Cellular component (GO): plasma membrane
Molecular function (GO): guanyl-nucleotide exchange factor activity
Source: RefSeq, a predicted model, not a curated record